Molecule: messenger RNA, 741 nt
Organism: Cercopithifilaria johnstoni
Lineage: Eukaryota; Metazoa; Nematoda; Chromadorea; Rhabditida; Onchocercidae
Source: the annotation of a GenBank genome assembly
AUGGAGGAUGAUAGAGAAGAAAAAUGCGUUGCCAUUAAGUUACACGAAGAUGAAUUUAGUGGUUUAAUAAGAAAUAUUGCAAGCAGUAUUCCUCGAGAUAAAGUUGGCGACACUGCAAGUGGUAUUCUUGGUAAUCUAGUGAGCAGUUUCAGUGGCCAUGGAGCUGGAGGUGGGUCUGAGGGCAAAGGAUACAACCAAUCGGGUAGAUACGGAAGUGGUGGAUACAAUCAAGGAGGUGGAUAUGGAAGUCGGUAUGGUGGUUACGGAAGUGGUGAAUAUAAUCAAGGAGGAUAUGGUACAGCAGGAUUUGGUAGCGGUUAUGGAAGUGGUGGAUAUAAUCAGGGAGGAUAUGGUACAUCAGGUUUUGGUAGCAGUUAUGGAAGUGGUGCAGGCUUUGGUUAUGGUGGGGAAGAAUAUGACAGUCGUGACAAAUAUGAAAACAGAGAGAACAAUAGUGGCAAUAGUAGUGCGUUUGGACUAGUUGGAAAUCUAAUCGGUGGAAUAUUGGACAGCGGAAGUGCUAGCCGUAGAGGUAACAAUGUUUACAACGAUUAUGAAAGUGGUGGCAGUGGUUACGAUGAUUACAACCGAAAAAAGCCAGAAAAAAUGCGUAAGCUUAUUUUUGCUACCUUUUCGUUUGCAAAUAUAAGAAGUCGAAAGAAAAUGUUGGAAACCCAAGAAAAAAGAAGAAAACAAGCUGAAAGAAAAUCUGUCAAAUUUUUGGCCUAUCAUGAACACUAA